This is a messenger RNA of Calypte anna (Anna's hummingbird), 4997 nucleotides long. RefSeq names its product DEAD-box helicase 17 (gene DDX17). The record is from RefSeq and is a predicted model, not a curated record. Gene Ontology annotation, molecular function: RNA binding; ATP binding; RNA helicase activity. Gene Ontology annotation, cellular component: ribonucleoprotein complex; cytoplasm; nucleus. Bases 423 to 2393 code for a protein of 656 amino acids. Gene Ontology annotation, biological process: alternative mRNA splicing, via spliceosome. The transcript has 13 exons. NCBI's taxonomy places the organism in Eukaryota, Metazoa, Chordata, Aves, Apodiformes, Trochilidae.
CGCACGGAGCUGUGUUUCACCAAGUGAACAGAGAGCGCAGUUGGUUUUCGGGAAUAGGCGUAGGUGUUUUCCACGGCCGCAGUUUGCGCAGCGCCGGGUCGCCCGUAACGUAAGUGAAGCGGGUUGGGGCGGCGGUAGCCAUUUUGUGCCGGGAGACCGGAGGAAGAAGACGGUGGUGUCUCCACACUUCACGGGCCCUGGAGCCGACCGAGAGCCCCGCUGUUCCCUCUGCCGACGUUCAGCGGGUCUCUGACCCACUGACCUCUUCUUCUCCUUUUGUAUCCCACCAAAGAAGCGAGGUGGCGCAAAGCGAUUCCUCCGAGACACAGCCGCCCCUGGCUGGACCGUCUCCCCGUACCCCCAGUCCCUCGCCGUCCCCACGGCCGGCGUUCCGUUGCCUCUCUCCCACCCCUCCGGGUGCGAUGAGAGGCUUCGGGGACCGGGGUCGCGACCGAGACCGCGGCGGGUUUGGAGCAAGUCGUGGAGGUCCUCUUCCUCCAAAGAAGUUUGGUAAUCCAGGGGAACGUCUACGUAAGAAAAAAUGGGAUUUAAAUGAACUGCCCAAGUUUGAGAAGAAUUUCUAUGUGGAACAUCCAGAAGUGGCCAGACUUACUCCGUAUGAAGUUGAAGAACUGCGAAGAAAGAAAGAGAUAACAAUUCGAGGAAUGGAGGGCUGCCCCAAGCCUGUGUUUGCCUUUCAUCAGUGUAGCUUUCCACAGUAUGUGAUGGAUGCCCUGAUGGACCAGAACUUCACAGAGCCCACUCCAAUUCAGUGCCAAGGCUUUCCGCUAGCCCUCAGUGGUCGCGAUAUGGUGGGCAUUGCACAGACUGGCUCUGGGAAGACAUUAGCAUACUUGCUGCCUGCAAUUGUUCACAUCAACCACCAGCCAUACUUGGAGAGAGGGGAUGGCCCGAUUUGCCUGGUUUUAGCACCUACUAGAGAGUUGGCCCAGCAAGUGCAGCAGGUGGCUGAUGAUUAUGGCAAGUGUUCAAGACUGAAGAGUACCUGCAUAUAUGGAGGAGCUCCCAAAGGUCCCCAAAUCAGAGAUCUAGAAAGAGGUGUGGAGAUCUGCAUUGCUACACCAGGUCGCUUGAUCGACUUCCUUGAGGCAGGAAAGACAAACCUUCGUCGUUGUACAUACCUGGUGCUGGAUGAAGCAGACAGGAUGUUGGACAUGGGAUUUGAACCUCAAAUCCGUAAAAUUGUUGACCAGAUAAGGCCUGACAGACAGACCCUGAUGUGGAGUGCCACCUGGCCAAAAGAAGUGCGCCAGCUUGCCGAGGACUUCCUGCAGGACUAUGUUCAGAUCAAUGUAGGAAACUUGGAGCUGAGUGCCAAUCACAAUAUCCUGCAGAUAGUGGAUGUCUGCAUGGAAAGCGAGAAAGACCAUAAACUGAUACAACUGAUGGAAGAAAUAAUGGCAGAGAAGGAAAACAAGACCAUCAUCUUUGUGGAGACAAAGAGGCGAUGUGAUGAUCUCACUCGAAGGAUGCGCAGAGAUGGUUGGCCAGCUAUGUGUAUCCAUGGAGACAAGAGUCAGCCAGAAAGAGAUUGGGUGCUUAAUGAGUUUCGUUCUGGAAAGGCUCCUAUCCUCAUUGCUACCGACGUUGCAUCUCGUGGGCUAGACGUGGAAGAUGUUAAAUUUGUGAUAAACUACGACUAUCCGAACAGCUCCGAAGAUUACGUGCACCGUAUUGGCCGUACCGCACGUAGUACCAACAAAGGUACUGCCUACACCUUCUUCACACCAGGAAACCUGAAACAAGCCAGAGAGCUUAUCAAGGUGUUGGAAGAAGCCAAUCAAGCCAUCAAUCCCAAACUGAUGCAGCUUGUGGACCACAGAGGAGGCGGAGGUGGUGGUGGAGGAGGUCGUUCUCGUUACCGAACGAGCAGUUCAGUAAACAACCCUAACCUGAUGUACCAGGAGGAGUGUGACAGGAGGCUCCGGGGAGUGAAAGAGGGCCGGAGAGACUCGGGUGGCUUCAGAGACCGUGAGCGUGGUGACAGUUUUGCCAACGGAGCCAACAAGACCUAUGGCAGUGCCUACGGGAGCCCAAAUUCUGCCUUUGGGGCAGCACAGAGCCAGUAUGGUUACACUCAAGGGAGCUAUGGAGCAGCUGCUGCUUAUGGCACGGGUAGCUAUGGCACUGCAGAGUACAGUGCCAGUGGCUACGGUGCCAGCACCACAGCUGCCACCGCUGGGAGAACCUCACAGAGCACUACCCAACAGCAGUAUGCAGGGAUGGUGGGGCGCUCAGGCCAGCAGCCACAGCCACUCAUGUCACAACAGUUUCCACAGCCCCCUGGCACUAAUGUGAUGGGCUAUAUGGGACAGACUGCCACCUACCAGUAUCCACCACCUCCCCCGCCCCCUCCCCCCACACGCAAAUAAGACCACUUGCUGGUGACCAGUGUAGACCUCUUGCAUUUAAAAGAACCUUUUCUUUCUCUUCUUUGCCCUUGUGAUGUCUUUUUUUCAUGCAGGUUAGGCUUAGAAUGCACCAUUCAAAUCACUCAAGCCCACAAAAAAUGGCCCCCAGUCCACAUUACUGACUGUCUUCUUUUUUCUUUUUCCUUUUUUUUUUUUCUUUUUUUUGAGAGCUAUAGUUGACUGGAAAAUUUAUUAUUUUUUUGUCUUGCAUGUUGAGGUAAUUGGAAAUUUUAUUUUCUCCUAAAGAAAUGAGUAUAAGGCAGAUAGGUCCCAGCUCAAUCAUCUUGGUGUCUAAGGUUUGUGUGAAAACUUGCUUUGGAGGGGGUGAAGUUUCUAUUCUGUAAUACUAACUUAAUUUCAGGAAGUAUCAAGAGAGGUGGGAAACCUUGGGGAGCCAAAAAGCACUUCAUUUAAAAUGAUAGCAAGGGAGCAAUGCUCACUUCUCUAAAUCUUAAUUAUUUUUUUGAUAGCUCACUAUUAUUGCUUGUAAUCUAACGUAGGUAACUAUAUAUAGGAAAACUCUGCUCAUUUGACUGAGCUGGGUGGUGUUCAGAGGAACGCCCCAGGUACAUUGCUGGUGUUUACUGCAAAUUCUGGUACCUAUAGCAGCCUGCAGUAGGGAAGUUGGGAGUAAAUUCCCCCUCCUCUAGUGUCAGAAAACCAGAUAGUCCCUAUAGGUACCACUGCUGUAAUGUAUAGCCAAGUAAGUUCUUUCCCUCCAAUUGUUAAAAUGCAGCAUUGCCAAUGCAUGGAGCCUGGUUAUCCUUAAAAUUAGUUUCUGCUCUCAAAUCCGUGUUUGGUUUAUUGAGAGAAGACUUUUUCUUUUUUGAGAGCACAGAAACUAAGCAGAUCCGAGAUGAUGAACAGCAUAACCUCAUCUGUCUGUCCUUCAUGAACAAACUGCCUUUUGCCACGGGGAACGUUCUGAAUGCCACUUUACUGAAUAAAAUAUGACAGAGUUUUCCACACUUAAACUUCAAAGGUUUGAAUAUCGUGGGAUGGGAGGGAGGAUAAGGGGAGGAAGAGGGAGGGAGGAGAUUGCCUGGAAUCUCCAUGAGGUAAGCGGUGAGCUGGUUAGUUUGUCUUGAUUCUGAAGCUUUGUUUCUUUUGUACCUCACUCUUGACUUGCUUUUCCUGGCUUUUGGGUGCAUUUCCCUGCUCCAUUGGUCCCUUUGAGCUGAGCUCUUGCAGGUAGGUAGCAUUUUAGAAAAUGUUAGAGAUGAGUGAAAUUUUAGUAAAUACGUAAAUAAAACUUGUUUAUUUUACAGGCUAAGGUGGGUGUGAGGGGGUUUCUGCUUUAGUAAAGCACGUUAACUUGUUACUUCUGAUACCAGACGGUUCAGAGACAGUAGAUGAUAAAAGGAGUUGGUUGCUAUUGGUCUGAUAAUAUGACAAAAGAAUAGAUGAUUCUGGUUUGUGAAGCAUAAUCUUUGCUUUAUAAGAGUGCAAGCUUUUGCGUUUGGUUUGUGGUUUUUUUUCUGUUGGCAUUUUUGCAUAUGGAUGAACAAAGCAGCCCACUCCUUCUGUAGCAGAGUGGAACUUAAUAUAGCCCAGGAAAAGAGCUUGCUUAUACAGAAAUUAUUUCUUUUUUUAUUUAAUUUCUUCCCAGAGUAAAAUUUUUGGGGAUGAAUGCACAUUUUCUUUGUGCAGUACACAGGUAGGUUGCUGACAUGGAGGAGGGAAAGAUCUUCCAGACCUUUGGUUCCCUCAUCCCAUGUUCUAAUUCCAGUGCUUGGGCAGGAAGUUCAUUUUGCGUGUGUUAGGUGAAAGCCAGAAACAUGUCAUUUAUCCAGGCACUGACUGAUUUGUCUUUAACCUCCCUCACAAGCAGAUGUAGUUUUGUUCUGUUUUGUUUUAAAUUUGUGACUUCAGUGCAGAAUUGUGUUUGAGGGGUGUAGGAGUAGGACAUCUGACUGGCUUCAAAAAAGGGUCUCUGGACCGCCAAAGCUGCCUUACAGUCUGUUACAGCUUCUGCUGCUUUCGGGAGAGACUUGAGCACGCGUAACCAUCUUUGCCAAGUCCUGCAGUGUUUUAUUGCCAUUGAAGUCAGCUGAAGUCCAGGGGCUUGGUUCACUUCAGAGUGUUAACCAGACUGUUGAAUGCAUCAAUGCACCAUGGCAUGUGCUGCCCCUGUCCCACCUGGUGCUCUCUGCUCUGUUCCAUAUUAUCAGCUGGAGGGCCCUUGUUGAUAAAGCAUUAGCUUCUAGUAUUGUUUGCCUUGUUUUCAAUCUGUAAAAAGUUUGUGGGAGUGUCAUAUGAGUAGGGUGAAUCCUCCCACUUCCUCAAGCAAUUUAAUGUUUGGACUUCUCUGAACAAUGGAAGGGUUUAGUGGCUUUGUGUGGGAUCAGCAUCCUGUUUCACACACCUGCUGGUCUUUGAACACAUUCCUGUUCUAUUAAUGAAGACCUGAGAGUCUUCAGUUGAAGAAUUGAGAGAGUCAUAGAUCUGUGGUGUUCAGGCACAGGAUACUAAGAGCUAUGUUACUAUUCUUAGUUUGUAAAUUGUCCUUUUGAUACCAUCUUGUUUUCUUUUGUAGGUAUAAAUAAAAACACUGUUGUCAAUAAA